UGUGGCUGUAGUAUCUUGUGGUUACGCGUGGGGCACCAGAUCCGAGCUCGGAGCUGACAGCAGACUCUGUUUUGCCAUUUCUCCUUCCGUUGCGGUUCUUUCACGGAGUAGGGUUUCUCUACUAUCAUUUUCCAUCUCUUUGAAGUUUGAACCAGAGGAUCAGGAAACCAUCCGAUCUCUCUCUAUCUCUCUCUCUCUCUCCUUUCCAAAUUAGACAACCAGAAUCAGCUCACCCGUUAUCCUGUCUCUUAACCUAGAUCAAAGGGUUUUGCUCAAUUUGAAUAGAAGAUGGGAGCCUUUAUAUCAAGAUUAUGGUUCAUGUUGUUUCCAGCGAAGGAAUAUAAGAUAGUGGUCGUUGGAUUGGACAAUGCCGGAAAGACAACCACGCUUUAUAAGUUACACUUGGGAGAGGUUGUCACUACACAUCCCACCGUUGGGAGCAAUGUCGAAGAAAUUGUAUACAAGAACAUUCGGUUUGAGGUGUGGGAUCUUGGUGGACAAGAACGACUAAGGAAAUCGUGGGCAACAUAUUACAGCGGCACUAAUGCCAUCAUUGUGGUGAUAGACAGCACUGACAGAGCAAGGAUCAGCAUUAUCAAGGAUGAAUUAUUCAGGUUGCUACAACAUGAAGAUCUUGAGCAUGCUGUCGUACUUGUAUUUGCAAACAAACAGGAUCUCAAGGAUGCCAUGCCCCCAGCUGAGAUCACAGAUGUACUUUCACUCCACAGCAUCAAGAAUCAUGAUUGGCACAUCCAAGCAUGCUGUGCCCUCACAGGAGAAGGAUUAUAUGACGGUUUGGGGUGGAUAGCCCAGCGAGUGACUGGGAAAGCUACCAGUUAGAAGAAUCGGGAUGCUUUUCUGUUGGCACAUUGAUACUUCCAUUAAUGGGUUUUGUUGGAAGGGUGAGAACUGAAAAGAGAAGCUUCUCUAUUUCUACCAACAAGUACCAUCCAUAUUUGGCUUUGCCAGAGUAGAUUGACAAAUUGUAUUAUCAUUUUGAUUUGCCUAAAAAACAAAUUGUUUUUGUGCACAAUCGAGCAUUUCUAUUUCAUCUAAGAUUUUUUUAAAAAUAA
This is a messenger RNA of Nelumbo nucifera (sacred lotus), 1073 nucleotides long. RefSeq lists its product as uncharacterized. Gene Ontology annotation, molecular function: GTP binding; GTPase activity. The record is from RefSeq and is a predicted model, not a curated record. Lineage: Eukaryota; Viridiplantae; Streptophyta; Magnoliopsida; Proteales; Nelumbonaceae.